AUGGAAAGGGUCGACAGUUUGAAGGUUUUAAACGACGACCAAGAGAUACAUAAGAUGUCUUCCAAACUACCCAAAUGGGCUCUCACAAGAUGGGGCAGAAAGGUUUACGCUUGGAAGAACGAGAAGAAGAGAUUCCCCCCAUUUUCUGAGUUUGUGAAGUAUGUCGUGGUUGAAGCAGACAUUACGUGCGAUCCAAUUAACUUGAGCCAACGGAAGAUAGAGAUCUAUUCAAGGGGACCUCGAAGACAAAGGACUAUGGAAAUUUCAGAGGUACACCUCGAGAAUCAAACCGCGAUGAGUUUGCUAGAUCAUUGGCAACAAAGGUUAAUGAAGAAGAUGCGAGUAAGGGCAAGACCGAAGAAGUCCAAUGCGCAAUGUGUGGAAAGGCCCAUGAAUUGGAAUCCUGUAAGAACUAUAUGGAUAUGGAGGUCAAAGCGAGGAAAGAGUUUGCAAAAACGAAAGGACUCUGCUUUGGAUGCCUUGGAAAGGGACAUUUGUCGAGGGAUUGCAAGAGACGGAAAAAGUGCGACACAUGCAAAAGGGCUCAUCCAACAUCCCUGCAUGGAGACCUGA
Paramuricea clavata is the source of this 573-nucleotide messenger RNA. The record is from the annotation of a GenBank genome assembly. Lineage: Eukaryota; Metazoa; Cnidaria; Anthozoa; Malacalcyonacea; Plexauridae.